Molecule: messenger RNA, 2754 nt
Organism: Drosophila montana
Lineage: Eukaryota; Metazoa; Arthropoda; Insecta; Diptera; Drosophilidae
Product: fatty acyl-CoA reductase 1
Exons: 12
Coding region: 211-2622 (803 amino acids)
Biological process (GO): long-chain fatty-acyl-CoA metabolic process
Cellular component (GO): peroxisome
Molecular function (GO): alcohol-forming very long-chain fatty acyl-CoA reductase (NADP+) activity
Source: RefSeq, a predicted model, not a curated record
CCGCACAGCGCACAACGCUGCCCCGAGCUCCAAGCUGCCAGCUUUUUAUCAGAUCGUCAAUUUACGUGUGCUCGUGGCAUAAUUUUGAUAGUGUUUUUUUCUCAAAUAUCGCAUUUGAUUUGAUUUGACCGACGCGCGCGCAUAUAACGUGUUUGGUUUUUUUGUUUGGAACAAUUCGCAUUAAUUAAACGCACUGCAAAAGCACCCAAGAUGGCUGAUCUAUCGCCCGUGCAGGAAUAUUAUAAGGACAAGACCGUGUUCAUAACCGGUGCAUCCGGCUUCAUGGGCAAAGUGCUGCUGGAGAAGCUGCUCUAUUCAUGCCACUCGCUCAAGGAGGUGAUCAUCAUUUGCCGUCCCAAGCGCGGCAAGACACCCGAGGCGCGUCUCGACGAGAUGUUCAAGCUGCCCAUUUUCCAACGCAUCAAAGACGAACGGCCACACAUGCUGAAGAAGGUGACCAUCUACCAGGGCGAUGUGACCUACGAUUUGCUGGGCUUGAGCGGCGACAGUUUGAAGCAUGUGGUGGAGAACACGAACAUAGUGUUUCACAUGGCCGCCACUCUGAAGCUGGAGGGUAAUCUGCGGGACGCCAUUGACAUGAACCUUUUGGGCACGAAGCGUGCUCUGAACGUGGCCAAGGAUAUGAAACAAUUGGAGGCAUUUGUUCAUCUGUCGACGGCAUUUUGCAAUUGCGAUCAGGAGGUCAUGUAUGAAAAGGUCUAUGAGUUCCCACACAAGCCCGAGGAUCUGAUGCGUCUGGCCGAAUGGAUGGAUGUGAAAACAUUGGAUGCCAUUACGCCCGAUCUAUUGAAGCCCCACCCCAAUACCUAUACCUAUUCGAAGCGUCUCGCCGAGCUGCUGGUCCGCGACCAUUACGAAACGAUGCCGGUCAUCAUAGCCCGUCCCAGUAUCGUUUCACCGUCGGCCUAUGAGCCUGUGCCCGGCUGGGUGGAUAAUCUAAAUGGACCCACUGGCCUGAUGGUGGGCGCUGGCAAGGGCGUCAUUAGAUCUAUGCUCAUCGAUACUCGCCACAAAUCCGAGGCCAUACCGGUGGAUUAUGCAAUCAAUGGCCUUUGCGUCAUACCAUAUCAGUUUGCAAUGGAGCAGCGACCGGUGGAUGUGCCCGUUUAUAAUAUCACGUGCGCCGAUCAUCGCAAGAUGCAAUGGGGCGAGGUAAUUGAGUUGAGCAAAAAAAUUGGCUAUCAGUAUCCAAUGGAGGCGGGUCUCUGGUAUCCGGAUGGCUGCAUAACCACCAAUAGAUUCCAUCACAAUAUCAAUGUGCUGCUCUUCCAUUGGCUGCCCGCCUAUGUCAUCGAUUUUAUGCUCUUCAUUUUGGGCCAGAAGCGCUUUAUGAUACGUGUACAGAAUCGCAUCUCUGUCGGCUUGGAGGUGCUGCAGUUCUUCACCAUGCGCGCCUGGUACUUCAAGUCGGAUGCCUACGCCUCGCUCUGGAGUAUGCUGACCGAAGCGGACAAGAAAAACUUUAACAUGGACAUGGAUCCCGUCGAGACCAUACCCAUGUACAUUGAGUCCUGCGUGCAGGGCGGUCGUCAGUAUCUGAUGAAGGAGUCACCCGAUUCGCUGCCCCGUGCGCGUCGCCAGCUAAUGCUGAUGUAUCUGUUGGAUCGUGCGUGCAAGACGAUUAUCGUUGGUUUCCUGGGUUACUGGAUGUUCGGCUUGGUACACUCACAACAUUCACAGCAAUUCACUACUCACACACCUACUCACACACACAUACACAUAAAAACACACACACACACAUGCACACUUAAUUGGCUUUCGGUUAUCAUCCAGCUACAACAGUCAGCAAAUCAUCCUGGGCUACUUGUAUCGCCAGCUGCCUAUGAGCCGCUGCCUGGCUGGGUGGACAACCUGAAUGGACCCACUGGCCUGAUGAUUGGCUGUGGUAAGGGUGUCAUACGUUCGGUGCUGGUUAAUCAGGAGAACAAGGCUGAAGUCAUACCCGUUGACUAUGCAAUCAAUGGUCUCAUUGUCAUACCGUACGAAUUUAACAAGCAAGCCAAGCGACCCGCCGAAGUGCCCGUCUACAAUAUUACAAAUGCCGAGCACAGAAAGAUGCCUAUGGGCACUGUUGUGGAGUUGAGCAAGCGCAUCAAUAAGCAGGUGCCGUUCAAUGCGGGUCUCUGGUAUCCGGAACCGUGUGUCACAACCAAUGAGCUCUAUCACAAAUUCAAUGUGGCCAUGUUCCACUGGCUACCUGCGUAUCUAUUGGACUUUCUAAUGCUUGUUCUGGGACAGAAGCGUUUCAUGCUGCGCGUGCAGGAGAAGAUCUCAACUGGUCUGGGUGUACUACAGUUCUUUACGCUGAACGCUUGGAGCUUUACAUCUGAGAAUUACGCCUCCCUCUGGAAUAACCUAGGCGAGCAGGACAAGAGCAUCUUCAAUAUGAACAUGAAUGUCAAGGAAACUGAGGAGGAGUAUUUGAUAGUGUGUGCGCGUGGUGCACGUAAGUUUAUACUCAAGGAAAAGGAUGAGGAUAUACCCAAGGCGCAGCUGCACAUGCGCAUUCAAUGGGUUGUUGACAUCAUUUGCAAGACCCUCAUAGUUGGCUUCUUUGCCUAUUAUAUGCUGAAAUGGACGGGCGUGCUGGCAAUGUUUUGAAUCUCCGGGAUUCUUUAACUUUUGUGGUCACUGGAAUUUAUAUAGUCAAUAGCAUUUAGUUGUAGUUCAAUUUAGUUUAAAGGUUUUCCAAAUAAAUAUAUGCAUUUAGGUUUUUGUACUCAUCUCCAACAA